AUGGGGGAGAAGGAAGAAGAAUUGAAGAAGAUUCCAAAAGAGGAGGAGAAAGAGGAAAAGAAAGAAGAAGCUCUACCCAAAUUAAGCGCAGCAGAUUUCAAAAUCUACAAUUCUAUGGCCGAACACAUGGAUCUCUUCCACAACCACUUCCGACACACCUGGACAAUCCUCCACAAAGCCACAACCGAAAAUCAACGACCCCGCAACCUCAGCAUCCGCCAAUUCAUCCAAACGGGACUUUCCUUCCUCCGCUCACUCGAAAUGCACCACGGCAUCGAAGAACAACACAUCUUCCCCAUUCUCGCGCGGAAGAUGCCCGAAUUCCGCGCUGGGAAAAAUGCGGCUGAGUUAUUGAGACAACAUGGGGAAAUUCAUGCCGGGAUGGAUAUCAUGCAGACAUAUCUUGAGAAAUGUAGGGAUGGGGAGACGGAAUUGAAUUUGAGGGUUUUGGGGGAGAAGAUGGAUGGGUUUGGGGAGGUGUUGUGGAAACAUUUGGAUCAGGAGGUUGAGACGCUGGGUGCGGAGAAUAUGAGGAGGUAUUGGAGUAAGGAGGAGAUGAGGAGGAUGCCUAGGUGA
Molecule: messenger RNA, 576 nt
Organism: Sclerotinia sclerotiorum 1980 UF-70
Lineage: Eukaryota; Fungi; Ascomycota; Leotiomycetes; Helotiales; Sclerotiniaceae
Exons: 2
Coding region: 1-576 (191 amino acids)
Source: RefSeq, a predicted model, not a curated record